Molecule: messenger RNA, 441 nt
Organism: Trichomonas vaginalis G3
Lineage: Eukaryota; Parabasalia; Trichomonadida; Trichomonadidae
Product: repellent protein 1 family
Exons: 1
Coding region: 1-441 (146 amino acids)
Source: RefSeq, a predicted model, not a curated record
AUGAGUUCUUCAUCAAGCUCUCGCGAACCUUCACCAUCUAUGAAACAAACUUUACCAAACGAUUAUGGAGCACCUAUUGAAUAUUUCUUACGAGCUGCACAAUGGCAAAGAGCAGUCUCACCAAGGUUAGGUGUUCCACCAGCUCCUGUCAAAAAUAGCAUUUGGUCAAGUCCUUAUAUAAAAUAUGGUCUCCCACUAGGUUUGCUAGCUACAGCAGGAGCAGUUAUGAUGUUGAAAAGAAAUAAAGCAAAUGUUGUAAAUAAUACUGAAGUAGCUGAAGUUAAACAAACUCCAACGCCUUCACAAGCAAAACCUUCAAUGACUCCUGAACCUAUGGAAGUACAAACUCCUGUUCAAAAGUCAACUCCUAAACCGACUCCAACAUUUAAACCAGAACCUACUCCUCAAAUAAAUCGUAAAACUCCUGCGUUUCCUUACUGA